Molecule: messenger RNA, 1220 nt
Organism: Osmia bicornis bicornis
Lineage: Eukaryota; Metazoa; Arthropoda; Insecta; Hymenoptera; Megachilidae
Product: integrator complex subunit 12-like
Exons: 5
Coding region: 296-1102 (268 amino acids)
Biological process (GO): snRNA 3'-end processing
Cellular component (GO): integrator complex
Source: RefSeq, a predicted model, not a curated record
AUGUAAUUCAUUGUAAUCUUUUACAAUUAUAUGAUUCAUCAUAUACGAAUGAAACAUAAAUGGUUCCAUGCAACAUAUAUCCAAAGGUGUGAUCUUGUAUUAAUUAAAAAUUUCAUAUCCUAUGGAUAUACACUUUUGAGAUUUUUAUCAAUCUUUAUGCACUGUAAACAUUUUUAUAAGUAUAUAUAAUAUAUUAAUAAAUUAAGGUAAUUUAAUACAAUAAGCAGGAUUGAUAACAAUACAAUUGUUAAAAAGAGAGAAAUAAGAUUACAUAUAUGUUAUAAUAAAUAUAAGAAUGUCACACUUGGAGUUGGAUCCCCAGUUUACACAAGGUUUACACCUUUUACAUUCUACUAAUAAAGAUGCAGCAGAACAGCUACGAGCACUGUUAGAUGAAGCGAUUAAACAGAAAUAUGGGCCCUCAAAGAUGUUAUCAAAUGUAUUACAUAAAAAGUAUAUGAUGGAGGAACCAGUAUUAAGCGAUCACAGCAGCAACAGUAGUAGUAAAAAGAGUAAAAGUUCAACAUCUUCUAAACAUUCGAGUAAAUCAAGUAAAAACAGUUCACCUGUGAACCUGCCAACGCGUGACACACCACCUGAUAUUAUACAGACUGAUAAUACUCUAGCAUUAGAAAUAUUAGAAGAUGAUCUUACAUGUGUAAUUUGUAAAGGAAUGGAUGUUGGAGCAAGAAACAGGCUUGUCGAAUGUUUAGAAUGCCACUCUUUGUAUCAUCAAGAAUGUCAUGUGCCACACAUUUUAGAUUCGCAAAUAGAUGUACCAGGAUUAGUGUGGUAUUGUUCGAAUUGUUCCAAAUCUCAGGCCUCAAAAGAAAGGAGCUCUCCAAAAACAGUGAUAGAGAGCAAAUCCAAAGAACAGAAAAAAUCAAACUCCAUAGGUGGGGGAAAUAAAGUGACACCAAAUAUUCACAUUAUAAGCGCUGAUAGAAGAUUAAAAGACAUGAUGAAGAAAGCUAAACAGGACAAACGAAAUACAAAUACUACCCCAAAUUCAAAGAAUUCUUCAUCCAAUUCACCGUCAUUGUCUUCGACGAAAUCUCAGGAAAAAUCCUUACUGUACAAAAUUAAAUCAGGUGUAGAGUGAAGUUUUUAUCUAUAUUAACGUUGAAACGAUAUCUUAUAUUUAUACUAGAGAAAAAAUUUUAACAAAUUUCACUAAAAAGUAUAGCCACAAUGAAUAUAAUUAACUUCUGAUAGCAAAA